AACUAUAUUUAGAAAUUUAAGGUUAGUGCCAGUCAAUACGAGUCGUAAUGCCUUUUCUGUUGCCUUCAGAGAUAUAUUACUCGAAACGUUCCAUUUCAAAUCAGUAUGGGUCAUUUUGGAACAAAGUACCAAUUGGAAAAUAUUUGGAUGACCUUUGUUUUGACAGGCGGAAUAUUUCUGAUAUGCCGCAGUUACAAGUUCGGAGGCCACUAGGGCAGAUGUUCGGCAGAUGGGUUGCGGAUGACAACGAAACGCUAUGGAUAUAUAGACAAUUAGAAAAGAAUGGAUAUUGUUUGCAGAUUCAAACAGAAGAGGUCGGCAGCUUCAUGUCGUGGUUAUCUUUAUCCCCUACAAAAUUAACCGGUACUAUCUUUGCUGAAGUUGAAGGAGAGCCAGGCGGGAAGAUGUGCAAGACACAGAAUAAUUCCUUUGACACCUUUAGCAAAAUACACUCAUCGGCAUAUGAAUAUUUUUUCGGGUUUAUGUACCUGUUUUGUUGUUUCAUUUUUCUUUGCUGGGUCAUACGUUGAGGAACUGGUUUUAAAGGAUUGUUUUAACUAUUAUAGAGUUUUCGUGAUAUAGAGACGCUUUUUCUUGAAGAAAUUGCUAGGAUAACAUUCAACAUUUAGUUGUAAAAGACAAUUUCUCCCUACUGCGAUGAUAAAUGGAUGAAGGUUUAUGGAUUUUUCUCCAAAAGUAAAACAUCUAUAUAUACUAAUGAAAUAGGGUUUAUCUUUGUUUUCCUAGGACUCGAGUCACUAUGUACUAGUAUUUACAAACUUUACAAUAAAUUGUUUAUGUACUUAUUCCACACACAAUUAUGUUAUACAUAAUAACAUAGCCAAAUAAAUUUGCGUUUAUUAGUGAUGAAUCGUG
This is a messenger RNA of Mercenaria mercenaria, 876 nucleotides long. RefSeq lists its product as uncharacterized. The record is from RefSeq and is a predicted model, not a curated record. Bases 48 to 530 code for a protein of 160 amino acids. NCBI's taxonomy places the organism in Eukaryota, Metazoa, Mollusca, Bivalvia, Venerida, Veneridae. The transcript is spliced from 2 exons.